Messenger RNA from Hevea brasiliensis (rubber tree), 1341 nucleotides. RefSeq lists its product as uncharacterized. Lineage: Eukaryota; Viridiplantae; Streptophyta; Magnoliopsida; Malpighiales; Euphorbiaceae. Gene Ontology annotation, molecular function: RNA-DNA hybrid ribonuclease activity; nucleic acid binding. The transcript has a single exon. The coding region runs from base 1 to 1341 and encodes 446 amino acids. The record is from RefSeq and is a predicted model, not a curated record.
AUGGAAGAUUGGGAUGGUUCUUGUGUGAAUGUUUGGAGGGAUCUAUGGUUGGCUGAUGAUGGAAAUUUUUUUGUGCAAACUCCUGUAAGUAGUGAGUUUCGGCAUGUUAGGGUGUGUGAUUUGAUGAUUGCUAAUCAGGCUUUGUGGGAUGUUUCUAAAUUGUAUGCUUUAUUUUCGGUGGAAGAUGUGCAAAGGAUUCAAGCUAUUCCUUUGAGUUUGCAAAGAACUCAUGACAAGCGGAUAUGGCAUUAUUCGAAUAAUGGUACUUAUUCGGUUAAAUCUGGAUAUAACGUGGCUGUUGAUUAUUAUUUGAAUAUUCUCCAACAUAUAGUGCCACGAAAGUGGUUACGAUUAUGGAGUUUAAAAAUCCCUCUGAAAAUGAAACUUUUUACGUGGAAAGCCUUAAGGGAUGUGUUGCCUAUGAAGUCCAAUCUUAUUAGCAGAGGUGUUUUGGUGGAUAGCAAUUGUUUUUCUUGUGGAGCUGUUGAGGAUAUUAACCACGUGAUGUUGAGUUGCCCAAAAGCUAAGGAGUGUUGGGACAUUUUAAAUUUUAACUUGCAAUCUUUUUCUUUUGUUGAUUUUCAUUCAGGUUUGCUGGAACAAAAUGAUCUUUUUGCACUUUUGCACGCUGUUUCAGUGGCUUGGAGUUUAUGGCAGCAUCGUAACUGUCUUCUUUGGCGUGGUAAAUCUUAUCAAUCUGCUCACGUGCUUCAUUUGGCUUCCACUUUACGCCAAGAAUGGAACCUGGUCAAGAGUAACGAUUGGCAACUUUUCUGUGUAGCGGAUAUGGGUGGGAGAGCUGAAGGUAGGCAGAAGCCGGCGCUGGGUAGAAUUAAAUGUAAUUUUGACACUUCAAUUUUUGCAGGGGAAAAUUUAACAGGUUUCGCAACUGUAGUUCGCAAUGAUACAGGCCAUUUUGUCCUUGGAAUGUUUGGUUUUCGAAGUGGCAACUUCUCUCCUCCUGUAGCAGAGGCCUUAGGUCUUCGCGAAAGAUUUCUUUGGUUGCACAAUCAAGGAUUGGAUCAUGUUGAUGUCAAGAUGUACUGCUUGUCUCUCUUUACUGGUCUAUCAUCGGUUGAAGAGAAUUUUUCUGAGGUGGGCAGUUUAAUUCAAGAUUGUUUAACUCUUCGUAACAGUUUUUUGAGCUUGUCCUUCCAUUGUACUAGUAGACUCGCCAACUUAGCGGCUCAUUCGUUAGCAAGGGUAGCUAAGUAUUAUGCAAGUUUUCAAUUAUGGUUUGAUGUUCGUAGUUUACUUUCUCUUGUGCUUUAUUUGGAUUCUAUUUCUGGAUUUGAGCAAGGGGCUUGGGUGUACGGGGAUGGUCUGCUGACCGGGGUUUAG